AUGAAGAUUGCCUGGGAGUGCUCCAAUUGGCCAGGCUCGCAUAUUGAAUCCAAUAUAACACACCUGGCUUGGAUCCCCCAAUCAGAUGACCAUGGUGCGCUUGGAGUAGGAUGCGAUACAGGUUGUGUUGGCAUCACGACAACAGAUUUUCAUCCCAUAGAAGAUGAUAAUUCUCUAGCCUGGAAUCGUGCAGAGUUCAAACUUGCUUCUUGUGAUGCCGCUGGCGUUAUCUACGUUUGGUUUCGCAAUGACGAUAGGUGGUCAGUGGAGCUAGUAAAUGAUCGAGGCGUAAAGGUUCGUGAUUUAUGCUGGAGCCCUUGCGGUAGUUCAGCGCUUAUUGUAUAUGAAGACAACUUUGUGCUGAUCGGAUCGAGUACGGGACAACGCGUAUGGAGCAACUCUUAUCCCGCGGAAAACCCCGUCUUAUCUGGAGCAUGGGUUCCAGACUCAAGACAUCUUAUACUAGGCUUCGCAUCCGGAAGUAUUAAUAUUUUAACGGACCAAGGAGCCAAUAUCACCGAACGUCAAAUAGCACGUGAACCUAUAAUGAAAAUGGCUUGUGGAGCUUCUGCUAACUCUGGAUGGACUUUAGCAAUGCUAAGCGCAAACAACAUCAUUUAUUUAAUGAGGAGUUUCGAGCAAGUUCAACCUGACGAAUAUGAUGCUGGAUGUACCGUUCAUCACAUGCAAUGGAAUCACGAAGGCACAUUACUUGCAUUUAUAAAUUCCCGAAGAGAACUUGUAAUGCUUGAUAGAUUAGCUCGAUGUGUUCAUCGUGAACACAUUGGAGUAUGCGGAGGAGCAUUAACUGCAUUAACCUGGGCUCAUGGUGGACGAGCUAUUAUUGUAGCUGCCGGCGGACAUCUCGGAAUCGGAAGAGUUUACGGCGGAGUUCCAUCCUUGUUCAACUUGGUUACCUACGAUGUGUGGCGUUAUAUGGGUUCAAGUGGACGAAAAGCAGAUUCACUUCCAGUGCCACACAAAGAGCAAAGAGCUUUGAAAAGUUUGGAUCAUCAUAUCAUUAGGUGUCGAAUACCUCGAAAUGACGAACUAUGUCAGUUUGUAUGCUCGGUUAGCGAUGCUCGAUCUUAUUGUACUAUCCGGCCCAUGUCAAAAGGUAGUCAUAGCUAUGUGUUAUGUAUGGAACACCUUGGAGGCCUCGUACCUAUUCUUAUCGGGCGUCAAGUCAAUCGAUUCCUGCCUCAAUUUCACAUUUCCGUUUAUCCUUCUAAUGCAGGGCAGGAGUUUAUGCCGCCGGCAGGCUCUUCAGCACAAGUUGAAGAUGUCUCUAUUCUCCCGCGUACAUCCAAUGGACGUAAUUCGCUUUGGAGGCGGAGUAAAAGACAUUUACGGGCACUCAUGUCGCGCCAUGUACGUCCUCAAAGAUCCGAUCUACGACUGGCACAAGUGUCUUCAAAUGUGUGGUGUACCAAAUUUAAUAUAACUUCUAUGUGCCCCAAGCUGUUACCCGAAUUUCUUGGCCAGGUUGUUUACAAGACUUCUGUGCUCCACCUGCAGCCUCGGCAAAUGACAAUCGAUUUGGCUCUGUUGUCUCCAUUAGGAAAUAACCAAUCGAGGCAGCCUUCACUCUGUCCCUCACCGUCAUCGAGCGAAGAUGAAUACGACGAUAUGAGUUGUUUACUGAAAAACACUACUUUGAAAGAGCCUGAUGGAUUAACAAAAGAAGAACGUGCAUUCUUUGAGAAAGUGGUGAGUGAAUGUACCGUGCUGAGAGCUGCUAUGAGUGCUGGCAACGGUGAUUUAACUCCAUCCGGACAAGGAACAUCUCAGGUUGCUGCUUCUAAAGAGUCUCCUCUGAAGGCCGAGUCCUUGCAAGGAGAAUCUGAUCUUACUAUGAGUACUACAAGUACUUGGCACGAUGAAAUUGAAUCAUUAGAUUUUAUAGAUGGUGCUGAUGACAGAGAUCCACUACUUCCUUCUACAUCUGGUUGUCAUUCUAUGCCAGCGAAAGCUUCUUGUUCGCCUGCUAAAACUGACUCGUCUGCUGCUCCCAGUGUUCUUGAAGUACACCAAGGGGAUAGAUUCAGAGCGGAAUUGCAGUCUGAUUUAGACAGAUUAGUACGUAUUGCUGGUCAACUGAGUCAUAGACAUGGGUUUAAUGCGAAAAGAGAUCGAGCUUCAAUCACUAAGAUGCGCUCACAGAUGAAGGAGUUAUUGAGGAAGGUUAAUGAAAUUGAGAAAAAGGUUGCGAACGAUGAUGUUCGGGCCGAAGUUCGGCAACUAAUGAGAACUCUAAAAGAGAUCAAGAGUGCCUUAGGCGAAGGGCGAUCGGUAACUCCAAGGUAUAACCGAAUAAUCACUAUGCAUAAUAAAACACCGUUUUGGAAUGAACAUAAUCAAGUGUAUCAGCUAGAUUUUGGUGGGCGGGUAACCCAAGAAUCUGCGAAAAACUUCCAGGUUGAAGUGGACGGUAAGCAAGUCUUGCAAUUCGGUAGAAUUGAAGGAGGAGCUUACACAUUGGAUUUCCGACGCCCAUUAUCAGCUAGUCAAGCCUUUUCAAUAGCAUUAGCUAGCAUUACGCAGAGGUUGAAGUAG
Messenger RNA from Auanema sp. JU1783, 2556 nucleotides. The record is from the annotation of a GenBank genome assembly. Lineage: Eukaryota; Metazoa; Nematoda; Chromadorea; Rhabditida; Rhabditidae.